Molecule: messenger RNA, 207 nt
Organism: Peronospora belbahrii
Lineage: Eukaryota; Oomycota; Peronosporomycetes; Peronosporales; Peronosporaceae
Source: the annotation of a GenBank genome assembly
AUGAGCUCUUAUCGCCUGCGUAUUGCCAAUGCACGGCAGAUUGUGCAGGUUUGUGCACAUGGUGAGCGCUUUAAAGCCGGUGCAUCUCAAAAAGAUCUAGUAAUGCUUGAGAAUGCGUCGCUGGUUGUGGAUCAGGCUGGCAAGAUCGUGGCCAUCGGCCCUGCUGCUGAAGUGGACAAGUGGCUUAGUGCACAGCCACAGCCGUGA